AUGAAAACGGCAGAACCUGUCCUAACUGCUUUGCGGUCUACUGCAACUGCAAAUCCUCCCUUCUCCUGGAGACCUCAGACUGAACACCGAAACGGGGUCGGGUUCCCCCGCAUACUCCCCACCCCCGCGGGCUGCGCACCUUCCCGGGUCCUCAAGGUCAAAGGAAACUGGACACCUGCGUCCUCGAGCUCCGGGUCUGCGUUUGAAGCCAGCAGUAGCGGCCGGGCCCAAAGGCGGCGUGCCUCUGCGAGCCAAGUGCCCACGACCCCUCAACCCCCGGGUCCACGGGGCGUCCUGAGGCUGGCCGGGCCGGGGCAGGCAGGACGCGGCAGACUCACGCGGAGUCCUGGCAGGAGCGCAGGCUGGGCAGAGGCGUUCGCCGCGCCCCUACUUCACGAGUGCGCGCCAGGAAGCAACAGAGUGGGCGCCAGGCGGGGGCACAGCACGCCCGACAGGGGCGCAGUUACCUGCAAGUCAAGGCAGCUCCUCCCCCCCGUCGAUCCCUCCCCGCGGCCUUGCGGACGGGGCCUCCAGGCCCCGCCCUGCCUUGCCCCGCCCCUUCCGUCAGCGCCGCCGCGGCGAGAGCGGGCCGGGCGGGGCGCACGGGAGCGGCGGCGGCGGCGCAGCGACCCCUGCUGGAGGUCGCUCUUCGGCGGACUGCGCGGAGAACAGGCCGGGCAGAGUGGAGCCGAGGAGGCAGCGCCGCGUGUUUAUUUUCACGUGGCCCGAAAAGAGAGCUUAUCUUAAUGUAGUGUCUUUGGAUUUUCUGCGGUCACAAACCCCUUUGAACAUCUUUGAGAGCUAUAACGUUGUCUCCAGAAAAAUAAACACCCAAUUCUUGGGGCACCUGGCUGGCUCAGUCGGUAGGGCAUGUGACUCUUGAGAUCUCAAGGUGGUGAGUUCAAGCCCAGCUUUGGGUGUGGAGCCUACUUAAACAAAGAAAAAAAAAAAAGAAAAGAAAAGAAGAGAAAAGAAAAAAGAAGAAAAGAAACAUCCUAUUCUUUUCCCAUCUGGGCAAGAGCUCCCGCUGUAGUGCUUUACAGGGAUGGUAGUUUUCACGAGGUUAGACCAUGGGGUGGAUUAGGUUCCCAUUAGUCAACAGUGAUACACUACUUCAAAUCACAAAGGAGAAUUUUAAUUUAGCUCCAAUACUUAAUCUUACAUAAAGAGAUGAGUAAAUCAGGUGGCGCCUUUGGUUGGGGCCUGUAGAUGAAUUUAAAGUUAUUUUUUGAAGUUAUUUUUUUAAUGCAGGAGGAGCAGCCUCACUCUAAACAUUGUUAUUAUGGGCUGGAUUUUCUUAUAACUUCUCUUCCAAUUUAUUUACUGCUUAUUUAUUUGUUUAAGUUGAGACAAAUGAGCUGGAGCAGAAAGUCUCCUUUCCACUGCCUCACCUUGCAUAUCCCAAACCUCAAGGUUAAUCACCAAAUAUAUUUUAAGAACAAUCCAUUACGUGGGGCGCCUGGGUGGCUCAGUCAGUUAAGUGUCCAACUCUUGAGUUUGGCUCAGGUUGUGAUCUCAUGGUGAGAUGGAGCCCCGGGUUGGGUUGGGCUCUGCGCUGACAGUGCUCUCUCUCCCACUCUCUCUUCUUCUCCCCUACCCUCAAAUAAAUAAAUAAAACUUUAAAAAAAAACUUUCUAAAAACAAAAAAAGGGAACAAUCCAUUACAAAGUCCCGCCCCUUCACUCUGCACCUUCUUGAGGAGCUCAUUCUUUAGGCUCUGCUUUUUCCUGAAUCAUCAACCUUUCUCACUCUUCCAGACCAUAAUCCUGUCUACAUGCAAACAAUACACACAAGUCACAAGUUCUUAUCUCACAUACAUGAGAUAUAUGACAUUUUUUUAUUUUAGAAAUUAAUAGAUACAAUGAUACUUUUUUUCACUUCAUUUUAUUUUCAAGAUUCAUCCCAUGUUUAUACAUACUUUUGGGCUUCUUCAUACCAUUCAUAUAUAAAUUAUUCACAGUUUAUUUGUUUCCUUCCUAAAGAACAAUUAGCUUCUGUCAAACACUGCAGCCAUGGGCACUUCUGGGGGUAGGGAGUAUAUCACUGUGUGAAAGUUUCUCUGGGGUGUUUACUUAGAAUAGGAAUCUCUGGGACCUAGUGUAAGUGUGUUUUUCUUCAGUCUUACUAAAAAUGGCCUAGUUUACAUUCACAUUACUAAUUUACAUUUGCACAAGCUCAUGAAAGCCGUAUUUCCCCCCAUUCUUCUUAAUAGUUCAUAUUAUCAGAUUUUUAAAUAUUGUCAGUUGUAUGGAUGGAAAAUACACCUUGUUUUAAUUUUAAACUUUCCCUGAUGGUAGUGAGAUUGAGUAUCUUUUUAUAUAUUUGUUGACUAUUCAGAUUUUUCUCUUCUUUAUUUUUUUAUUUUUUACAUUUAUCUAUUUUUGAGAGAGAGAGAGAGCACACGUGCACUCCUGCACAAGUUGGGGAGGGGGAGAGAGAGAAGGAGAUAUAGAAUCCAAAGCAGUCUCCAGGCUCUAAGCCAUCAGCCAGAGCCUGACACAGAGCUGGAACCCACAAACCGCGAGAUCAUGACCUGAGCUGAAGUCAGACGCUCAACCUACUGAGCCACCCAGGCACCCCAGAUUUUUCUCUUCUUUAAUUUGCCAGUUUAAUCAUGCUCCCAAUUUGCGUUUAUGAUGGAUGCCCUUGCAUUCUUAUAACAUAGUUUAAAAAAAAAUCACAUGCACGUUUCCCUAAAUAAUAUAUUGACUUAUUUUGUUCUUGAAAUGUGUAUAAAUGAUGUCAUGUUAUAGGUCAUAUCGAUGAUGACUGUAAGUCAUCAGUACAGUUUCUGUUGAUAACUCAUGCUUUCACUCAAAGAUAGAGUUCUAAGAUUCACUUAUCUGUAGCUGGUGAGUUAUAGUUCAUCUAUUUCUUUUACUGCUCAUAAUAUUCCAUAGUGUAGCAUACAUAAUUUAUUGUUUUUUUCUUUCAGAAGAAAAAUGAUUUUAUUUUUUUAACGAUUUUAUUUUUUUGCCAAUAUGUAUACUUUUACAGUCUUUUGUACAAUUUUAUUUUCUCCCUUCAAUCAUAAUAUGAUAUCCAAAUUUUGUUUUAAUCGGAGGGUCCAUAAACACAGGCUUAUCCGGCCCACUUUCAGGCAAGGCAAAUACUGCUUCUUGAAAUGGUUCCACCAUGGAACCUCUGGUCAUCCAACCCGUGUCACCCCCCUGCUUGGCUUUAUCUCAACGAUACUGUGCAGCCACUUCACUGAAUCUCUUUCCAGACUUUAAUUUUUCCUCGACUUCCAUGAUUUUGCAUGUUUUUCAUAUAGAACGUGUCUGAUCUUUACUGCACUGCCACCACCUUUGGGACCCUGAGCCUUCUUGUCAGAAUGGCCACUCCCAGAGGCUGCUUCCCCUCCCCACCUUUCCCGGAACCACUUUU
Molecule: messenger RNA, 3387 nt
Organism: Acinonyx jubatus (cheetah)
Lineage: Eukaryota; Metazoa; Chordata; Mammalia; Carnivora; Felidae
Exons: 3
Coding region: 1-747 (248 amino acids)
Source: RefSeq, a predicted model, not a curated record